CUUUGUCUCUGUUUCCACCCCGCCACUGGGAUUGCUGUGCAAAGAUCGGUUACAGGAAUGUUCCUACCUGCAAUGCCGUGCUGGUAGAGGCGGGGAAGCAUACUAUACAGCCUUGCUGUGCUGAUUUCCAGGAAGCCUAACUGGAACAGAACGGAGAUCCUGCUUGCAAGCUCUCGCCCGAGUACGACCCGUCUGGAGUUUGACACGCGUUGAAGCUGUCUGUCCUGCCAAGCACUGACUCGGCUCCGCUGCUGAUAAGUGGAUGACAAAUACAAUAUUUAUUUUGGCCACGGCGAUAGAUGGCUUUCGUGCAGACUGCUCUGUCUUGGGUUAUGUGUAGUCCGUGUUUUCUGGGAUCAUGAAGCUGCCAGCCUCCUGAGUUUUAUUAGUCGUAAUAACACGGCAAUUUACUGGUAGUGGAACCAGCCCGAACAGCAGAAGCGAAUUAUUCCAAGCAGCGCGACCCCAGAUCCGAUUCCGCCAUCUCUCACAGUUUGCACGCUGGUCGAUGCUGUCUGCAGCAACUGCAUGUUUUAUAGCCUUCCCCUAAUUGCUGUACUGCAGAACCCUCCAUUUCAGACGCCUCCUUCUCCAAAUCCCAGCUACUUGAAGGCACUUCUCCCUGUGAGGCUCUGACUGGAUGGAUAGGAUGAAGAUAAUCAAGCGUCGCCUGUCAAUGUCUCUGCGCAGCGCCCGUCCUGUUGACGACUCGCUGUCCGAGCUGGCAGAGCAGAUCACUCUGGACGAGCCCAACGGUGCCCACGACAACGAGCCGAUGGUUCGUGUGGCGCACCCCCACGCCUCUCACAGCGCCCCCUCUUUCCUGCGGCAGUACGCUGGCUCACUGGGGCGCGCAGCCCUGCUUAGGGACCCGGGAUCCGGCCGGCUGGGCGAGCGGCCCUACCUCUCCCUCGAAAGGACAAGCUCGCUCGGCAUCGUCCAUGAGAAUGUAAAGAUGGGCUCCGACGGGGAGAGUGACCAGGCCUCCGGGACCUCCUCUGACGAGGUGCAGUCCCCGGUGCGAGUGCGCAUGAGGAACCACCACAACCGGCGCAUCUCCACCGAGGACAUUAACAAGCGCCUGUCCCUGCCUGCGGAUAUCCGGCUACCAGAGGGCUACCUGGAGAAGUUUGCCAUGAACAGCCCGCCCUUCGACAAGCCCAUGAGCCGGCGACUGCGGCGCGCAUCCCUGUCGGAGAUUGGCUUCGGGAAGCUAGAAACUUAUAUUAAGCUGGACAAACUGGGAGAGGGGACCUACGCCACAGUGUUCAAGGGCAGAAGCAAACUGACAGACAACCUGGUGGCGCUGAAGGAGAUCAGACUGGAGCAUGAGGAGGGGGCUCCCUGCACAGCUAUCAGAGAGGUGUCUCUGCUGAAAGACCUGAAGCAUGCCAACAUCGUCACACUGCACGACAUCAUCCACACGGACAAGUCGCUCACCCUCGUCUUCGAGUACCUGGAGAAGGACCUGAAGCAGUACAUGGAUGACUGCGGAAACAUCAUGAGUGUGCACAAUGCCAAGAUCUUCCUGUUCCAGCUGCUUCGCGGGCUCUCCUACUGUCACCGGCGGAAGGUGCUGCACCGGGACCUCAAGCCGCAGAACCUGCUCAUCAAUGACAAGGGGGAGCUCAAGCUGGCUGACUUCGGUCUGGCUCGGGCCAAGUCUGUCCCCACCAAGACGUACUCCAAUGAGGUGGUGACGCUGUGGUACCGGCCCCCCGACGUGCUGCUGGGCACUACAGAGUACUCCACCCCCAUCGACAUGUGGGGUGUGGGCUGCAUAUUCUACGAGAUGGUGACUGGGCGCCCUCUUUUCCCCGGCUCCACAGUAGAAGAUGAACUCCAUUUGAUAUUCAGGAUACUGGGGACGCCCACGGAGGAGACGUGGCCAGGGGUCGCCACCAGUGAAGAGUUCAAGACGUAUAAAUUCCCCUGCUACCGAGCAGAGCCGCUCGUGAACCACGCCCCCAGGAUAGACAGCGACGGUCUGGAUCUGCUGUCUAAGCUUCUACAGUUUGAAGCCAAGAGGCGAGUGUCUGCAGAGGAGGCCCUUCGGCACCCAUACUUCAAAAGCUUUGGAGAGGCGGUGCAGACGCUCCCUGACACUGCGUCCAUCUUCUCUGUGAAAGAGAUCCAGCUGCAGAGAGACCCAGGGAAGCGAUCGUUGGGGCACCCUGAAGCAGCGUCUCGUACACUUGGCUCCGCCUCCUCGGAAUAUUUCCAGAAAGAUGGAAUGAAACCACGGACACAUUCUCACGUUCUCACCUCCCCCUCCACCGGCUGAUCUCUCGUCCCACUCCGCUCAGGGAAAGAACCGACGGCAGAGCAUGCUAUUUUAGUGCGUUGGUGGCGAGGCCAGCGCUGCAUUGGAAGAGAGCCGGCUGUCUGGAGGACUAGAAAGAAACCAAAUCUGUGCUGCUGAGGACAUUGUUUUGGGAGUGCCUUUCCAUACCCCACCCUGCCUCCCUACCCCUACCCCACCCCUACCCCACUCUGAGGGGGAACCAGAGAACUGCUGAGCUCCUGAGAAGCGCCAAGGAUCCUCCUGUAAAUAGAACAAUAGAACAGACCCUCCCACUGCCGCCGAUGAUGGACUUUCCAGAGAACAUCCCAGACUGGGCAAGAUCCCACCAACUCCUGUGCCAGUGGGGGUGCCAACUCGAGGAUAUAUUUGUUUAGUUUUAUUGAAUUUUAUUGCUGGAGGAAAUCAUAGGAGGACUGGAAAUUCAAGGGGGGUCAGGGGGGAAUCUGAGCUUCCCAUAUACCUCUAUUGCUUCAGGUUUCGGAAGAGAGGGGAGUGCGAGAGGGAGGGAGUGGUUUUGCAGCGCAAUAGGGUUUUUUGGGUACGGACAGAUAUAUUUGGAUUUCACAUCCCCUACAUAUUUAGGUAUAAUUAGUUUGCAGUUUAAUUGACUGAAACAAAUAUUUAUAUUGUAUAUUCACAUUAGUUAACAAAUGAGCAUUUGGAGAACAGGGAGAAAUGGAGCCUUUGCAAAGUGCAUCCAGCAGAGGGCGACCACGCAGUUUUAAAAACAUUGAUUGCAAUUCAAACUAAAUUAUUGAUUUCUAAUUUAAAGGGGAUGUGAAGUUAGCCCCACUUCCCCCUCUCUCCAGCCUGCUGUCCUGCGUUGUCUUCCACUCCCUUUGUAUACUGUAUGAAAACUUGUAUCGACUCCUAGUCCAGUCUCCGUUUAGGUCCAGUUUCAAUUCAGUCCCCCAGUUUCUUCACAGGGGCCAGCCUUCUUCUCUUCUUUUUUUGCAUCUGGGACCAGUCAAGUAACAGACAAGUGAAGCUGGAGGAGCUGUGUGAAAUCAGAUGAGAAUUUUAACUGACCGGAUUUCUCAAUAGGCAGGCACUAUAGAAUGCCUGUCAAUUAUUUUUAGAAACGUAAGAUUUUUUUAAUUUGUUAUUUUAGGAUGACAAACCAUGCUGUGAUCUGACACCCCCUCCCCCUAAAACAAAACA
Polyodon spathula (Mississippi paddlefish) is the source of this 3466-nucleotide messenger RNA. Its product is annotated as cyclin-dependent kinase 16-like. The record is from RefSeq and is a predicted model, not a curated record. Gene Ontology annotation, cellular component: synaptic vesicle; nucleus; cytoplasm. NCBI's taxonomy places the organism in Eukaryota, Metazoa, Chordata, Actinopteri, Acipenseriformes, Polyodontidae. Gene Ontology annotation, biological process: neuron projection development; exocytosis; protein phosphorylation. Gene Ontology annotation, molecular function: ATP binding; protein kinase activity. Bases 641 to 2284 code for a protein of 547 amino acids. The transcript has 19 exons.